AUGACUCCCGACAGCGAGGCCAGCCAGGGAUCUCCAGAGCGACCAGUGUCCAUGACGCCCCCUCAGGCGCAGUCUUCUCAGGACAAGCUGACGACCAGGCGCCGGGCCAUUCCUUGCGAAGCAUGCCUCAAGCGCGAACUGCAGCAUCUAGAAGACCCGUAUUACGGGAUGAUCUAUAAGGGCCAGCCGAGUAACCAAUACAGCUUGAGCAGAUGCUACGCAGCAAUAGAACCUAACAAGAGUCUAGAAAAGAAUACCAAGGCUUGUACCCAGUAUACUGGCAGCAGCAAAAAGGCCAAAUACACUUUUCAGAGGAUAAUUAUGUCGUGA
This is a messenger RNA of Cryphonectria parasitica EP155, 330 nucleotides long. RefSeq lists its product as uncharacterized. Lineage: Eukaryota; Fungi; Ascomycota; Sordariomycetes; Diaporthales; Cryphonectriaceae. The record is from RefSeq and is a predicted model, not a curated record. The transcript has 2 exons. The coding region runs from base 1 to 330 and encodes 109 amino acids.